AUGUCGCAGACAGACUCUUCAACACAUACCCUAAGCUCCUCAACCAUCCCUAGUACACUCUUGUUUCAGAAGUUUGUGAUAGCAGCAUCAUGCCAGUAUCAGCUGAUUAUAAUUAUUGCAGCAUCUUGCCACAAGGACACUGGAUUCAUUCUGCCCUGUCACAGCACUGAAACCAAGGAGCUGAAAGCCCAGCUCCAACUUCUGCUGGCUCACUUUGAUAUUGACUACAACCUUAAAGAUCUCAAGGACCCAGCUGAUGAGAUGAAGCUCUUUUAUUUGGUGGUCCAAAAAUUUAGGAGCAUCUUCUGCAAACAGCAGACAAUGAGAACAUUUCCAGAUUAUGACACAGAGAUUUCUAGAUUACAGAACUGGGGCAUGUCAGGUCCAACCAGGGCUUUGAAGAAGAGAGCCAACUGGAUCCCUUUUAUAAAGAUUAAGCCUAAAGUAGAUCCCUGGCAGCAAAAGCUUUUGAUAAAAAUGAAACAAUGGAAAAAAGUGGAUAAGAUGCUGAACGUUCUUUCAAAAUUUGUAGAGGUCUCAGACGUGGAGAAGGUGAUGGAGGGUCUCCAGGAUCAUGCAGCAGCCGUGCUCAAACCACAUCCUUUGUGGUCAGGUUCUGCCACUUGUUCUCAUGCCUCAGAACAGCAGAACUACGAUGACAUCUGGAAGGAAGUCUACGCCUUCACUGAACGUCACCAGGAACUAAAUACUGAGGGUGAUAACAAAGCUGUGGCUUGCAGUGAGGAAGGUGUAGGAGACAGCAGCUCCAGAAAGCUUCCAGGAUCCUACAGAAAGAAGAAUGAAAGAGGGUAUGGUUACAUGAGCACCUGGCAGCUCCUGGGACUGGAAGAAGGACCAGCAAUUGCCAACAAGGAAGACGUGGUGACAAGAGGAACCUAUCUUUCCUUUCUUCUCCUACGUCACUUGAGGCUCCGAGAGCUAAAGAGAGUGUGCCUGGGAAUCCUGAACUACUUCAGAUCUGUGGAGAGAAGCCUUACUAUCAGUACUGCAGGCCUCAACCUCAAGGCUGGUUGUCUGAUUCCCAGUGCAGAAGACACCUCCUGGAUCAGUGCUGCCAAAGGAGGCACUGGUGCUUCUGGUGGCUUACACUCUCAGCCCUAUGUUCACUACACACCAGCUGACUACAAGGUUCACAGCGCUCAGUUCAUGGAGUUUGCAGAUGUGGAAAACCAUGAUGACUUUCACACUUGUGAAGAUGGAUAUAUCCACUCACAGGACCAGCAUGGGACUUACAUCAUAUAUGAUGUGGCACUGGAGGACCUAAAGGAGCUUGAAAACAAGCUGCUGCUUGUGGCCAGCCAGUACAUCGAGAAAGAUAAAAGCAGUGUAACUUGUGGGAAAUCCAGUGGCAGCAAUAUUGUUGAGUGGGCACAUGCCUUUGUGGAUCGGUUUGCAGUGUUGUUUGACCUUUGGACCUGUGAAACUGCUCUCUUGGAAAAAAAAUGCCAGCUUCUAGAUGUUUACUUAGAGGCCUACCAACAUGCUUUGGACCCAGAGGAAAGAUUUGCUUUGGCCCAAGCAAUAACUGACAUCAUGCAUAAACAUCCACGGUUUGAUCUUGAGCUUGAAUAUUUUGUGAACAUCUACAGAGAUGAAUGCAUCUGUUUACAACUUCAAGCCCAGCUGCUGAGGGACAUAGUAAACCAACAAAUAGAUGUCCAGAGGGAAUACGUCCCCAAGAUUUGGCAGAGAGGUCAGAAAGGUGGCAUCAAUGAAUUUGGACUUCCUCCUAAUGUGAUCACUAAGCAACUUGUCUCUCUUAACACUAGCUGUGCUGCUUCGAAGAAUAUUUAUUUGCUGGAGUUUCAUCCUUCUCUUGGUCUGGUGUGCUCGAUCCCCAAGGCUCUGGAGUGUAUCUAUCAGGAGUUCUACAGCAUCUCUAGACCCAAAACAGCCAGUAGAGCAAUUAAGCUAGAAAAAAAAGUGCUUCAACUGAUACUUGAUGAAUGGCUGACUAUGGAAAAACCAGAAUCUUUCUACAGCUCUCAGAUUCAAAAAGAUUUGUUUGCAGAGAUACUCAUAGAGGACCCUGUGCUGGUACAAGACAUUGCUUUGUCACUAUUAGAGGAGAGAGCAGAUGAAGAAAGAAAAGAAGGGAGAGAAAGGCAACUCUUUAUCCUGGAUUCAUUCUCUUUGCUCCUGGAACUGAUCACGCUCCGGCAUCGGUUGAUUGAGGUGGCAACAGAGAGCUCACAGUUAGCCAGCUUAUAUAAGGCUUUUGCAAUGGAAGCAGGUUUUGGGGAGUUCCAUUUGUAUCUGAGGCCAGUGCAAUUUGAAUCUGCUCUUCACAGGGAGAAAGCAGACCAUCUGCCACCGACAUUUAUUACCUCUCUCCUGGAAGAUGACAGCUGUGUUGACAGAUAUAUUCCAAGUAGCUUACCAUUAAGCAUUCAAGAGAUCGACACUCACGUUGGAAAAUUUAGUUUCAGGACAAGACAUGGUGUUAUGCAGCUCUUGUGUCCAUCUGGAAUAAAGAACAUGCAACUUAUCCUUGCCUGCCAGGUCAUUCAGAAAAAUGCUCUUUUGGCAGCUGUUCAGCAAGCGUCCUUUUGUUACCUGGUCCAGUUUACCCAUUCCCUGGACAUAAAGGAAGGAAAUGUAAGUCUAACAAGUCAGAGCAGUUCAGCUAGUGGAAAAAAUUCUGUAUCUGGAAGCCAAACAGAGGAUCAGCUUCUGCCAGCAACCAUGCCAGCCACAUCAUUUUCUCCUGGGCGUUCUUCAUAUUUGCACCGAGCCUUUCACAGGCCUCCAGAAGCUUUUGUUUCCAUUCAGCUGGAGAAACAAGGGCCCCGAGAUAUGAUGCUGAACACUUUCAUCCGUAAGAAAGAAAUGCUGGGCAGCAGAAUGCAAAACCCUGAUGAAAUUCUGCAACUGAAAAGAGACAUUAUUGCUGAAUAUUGCCUUAAGAUGAAUCAGCGUGUGUCCCAGCACGCCCUGCGAGGUCAGCUCAUUGCGUUCUACAAUAGCCUAAGAAGCCUCUUAGAUGAUUUCCCUGUUGUCAGAGACAAGUACUUUAUAAUUGGACUCUCUCAAGGAAGAAAAGAGCAAGAGUCAAAGGAAAACUUUGCAGCUGAUCCCAGAUUCUUCCAUCCUCGACCACACUAUUUGCUGUCCCCAGAUGGAUGCACCUUCCUUAAUUUGUGGUUCAUCCCUCACCCUACUGAAGUGCUGAUUAUGUUCAAGAUGCUUUCAGAGAAGGCUGCUCUCAAAGCUCUCCGCCUAAGCCUGCAAAUUGUUGGUGCAUUUCAUGAUGUCGUUGCCUAUCUCCUGGCUUUUGCUCAGUUAGGAAAUUCACCAAGCUCUUUUUGUGCCUUAAACCCAGAGCCUCUGACUCCAGACUGGGGAGGGAUUGGAAGGAUUGGGACUGAACUGCAAGAGAUACAGAGAAUGAUUGACAGCCUCAAGAAUCCUCAGGAUCCCAGCGAAGUAGCCCAGCUGCUAGCUGCUCACAGAGAUGUAAUGUUUCUACAGUUUGAUGCAGCAAUCAGGCAUCGACUACGGGAGACAUUUUUGUCCUCUGGGAAUGUUUCAGCCUACCAGAGUAUUACAGACAGGAUAUACCAUGCACUACCUCCACUGAGUAACUCUGUGAUUCCAAGUGUGUUUGCUGCACAGCUGAGGCUCCCACAGCUGCUGGAUGUUCAGAGCUGCAGAACACUCAUGCUUUUUCCUUGGAGGACAUUCCUAAUGGAUGAAGGAUUGUUUCCAGUCACUGUCAACAACACAAUUUAUUUAAAUUACAACAUGCAGUUAUGCCUGUGCAACCUGAAUGAUGCAGACCGGAGUGUUGCUCAUGGGGAGCUAGCUGCCAUGCAGUUUCUAAUGGAGGAUGUCCUGCAGAACCAUGAUGACUCUGCUGUGGAUGAUCAUGCUGAUUGUCAAGCCUCGUUAGCUAACAGUAAGCAGCAGAACUCAGAACAGAUGACUCACCCAAGUGCUAACUGGUUGCAGAGCAGCAAAAAGAUGUGCAAACUUCUGCUGAGGCAUCAUGAUCCAGUUACAUCAUGUAACUUGCUAAGGUCUUUUCUGGUGCUAUGGAAACAACUGGAAAUAUUAAAGGCAGAAUGGGGCCGGCUCAAGCUGAGGACUGAGGAGAUCAAUACAGUUCCUCUCUACAAAGAGUUCUGUGAGCGAUAUGGCACAGAAAUUCUGCACCCAGCCAUGAAAGCCAUGACCAGGCAAAUGGGCAUUGAGGAGGACUUCAGAGAGCCUGUCACAAGCACUCAGCAUGUACUUCCCCCAAGAGGAGUAUCAGAAACUGAAAUGAAAGUGUAUCAGCUUCAAAAACUUCUGGAAGGCCUGGAAAUCCACAUGAUCCAUGAUGUGCAGAAAAAGAUUAAGCAGGAGAUGACUCUAGUGAUAUCUGAAAGAACCAGACAAGAGAGCAGCCUCCCUACUGAGCUCUGGAGACACAGAGUAAUGAAAGAAAAUUUCUCUGUUGUACGACCACAGAUAGUUGAAACAUUUGUUCAAAGGCUGAUGGAAAACUAUGAAGGAUCAGAUACAGAGGUUACUUUUAAGAGAAACCACUUACAACAGUGUCUUACUGUGCUGGGCUGUGACAUCAUGGCCAGAGAACGCAGCAACUUUGAGACCUACUCCAUGUUUUAUGAAAAUAUCCUCCAGCAGCUGCACCGUCUACUUUACCAAAAAGAGCAAGAGCUGCAUGCUGUGGAAGAUGGUGGCAACCAAAAUGAUAUGUCUCUGACACAGAUUGCCAGGCUGAGUCAUGGGAUGAUUAUGGAAAUAACUGCUCUCAGAGCCCAGCUCGCUGACUUGGAGGAUGAAAAUGCUGGUCUCAAAGAGAAGAUUAGAAAAGAAGUACGGGAUGAAUAUGAAUCAUUAGUGCGGAACCUAUUUGGGACAUGUGUCCAUCUAAAAGGAAAGUUGGAUGUCUAUCGACUUAGCAUUGAGCAACGAGUGCUUGAAAUCAUCAGUGAAGUGAGAAGGGAAGGAGCUGACAAUAUGAUUGAUCUGAAGAAAAAGUUUGGAUCUCCUGAAACUAAUGAUGACUUGGAAGAACAGUUGUCUAAAGAACAGCUGCAGCUCUUGCAGGAUGAAAAUAUCAGCCUAAGCAAGCUGGUGUGCAAGCUGAGGACUCUGAGCUGCUGGAAACACACCACUCAGAAAGCACAGCUCUCUGCAAAGCUGAGAAACGCUGAGAAGGGAGCUCUUCAAAACAAAAAAGAGUGUCUUAAUGCAAAGAUGAUGGCAGAACAAGAGGUGACUUCAUUGCAGGGUCAGCUCACAUCUGCGAGGAAAGCUCUUGAAAAAUCUCAAGCAGAAAAUGACAAGCUAAAGGAGCAGCUGCAUAAGCAGAAACAAAUGCUGUUGGAACAUCAGAAGACACAAGAAGCCAGGAAAAGACAAAUUCUCAGCGUGGUGAAAGCUCAAAACAUGGAGAAAGUGCUUGAAGAGAUGGAAGAGAAAGAGCAGAAACUGAAAUGCCUGGUGAAGGAAGCUGAAAAGCCUUCUAAAACAGGACUACUUCAACAAAAAAGGGCCAAAACAGCUAGGCAGCAGGUAAGAAGCCAGUUAACCCAAGAGUUCAGCUUAAACAUGGAGGCCUUCCAGAACAUUGAUGAACUGCCAUGUCAAGUUUAUGACCUGGAAGCUGCAGUUUCCCAGAGGAACGUGACUGCAGGUUCUGCAGCUCAGGUCCGGAAUAACAAGACUGCAGCAUUCACUCAGCUUGAGGAUUAUAAGCAGGAGCCUUUGAAUCCUGAUCCAAGAAACAGCACCGUUAAAAGAAGAAGCACUCAAAGACCGAAGACAGUACCUAGCAGAUGGAAGCAGAGUAUGGCAGAUAGGCUGUUGCCACACCUCAAUGAAAAAUCUCUUCCUACUGUCUUCGCACAGCUACAGGAACACAGGCUGGUCUGGAAGUAAACCUAGUUGUAUUUUCAGUCAGCCCAGGGCAUUUUAGAAAUUACUGCUGAGUUGGCAGUGUUAAAGAGAAGUACAAUUUAUACACAAAUCAAAGGGAGGCAGCAGCUCCCCAGUGCUGUGCACGUAUACUUCAAUACCAUAGAAUGGCCAACCACCAGACCAGGUUGCCUAGAGCCACAUCCAGCCUGGCCUUGAAUGCCUUCAGGGAUGGGGC
Molecule: messenger RNA, 6124 nt
Organism: Centrocercus urophasianus (Greater sage-grouse)
Lineage: Eukaryota; Metazoa; Chordata; Aves; Galliformes; Phasianidae
Exons: 41
Coding region: 1-5910 (1969 amino acids)
Source: RefSeq, a predicted model, not a curated record